UCAUCGUUCGCUUUGUUUCAGUUCAGUUUACGCAAUCAAUGAAUAAUGAAGUGUUGCUGCAAAUCGGAAUAUCGCGGUCUGAUCGCUAUCGCGAUAGUGGCCAUAAUUGGCAUAUCAACAGGUGUCCAACCCGUGUCUAGUGCUAACAUACUUGGUGUAUUUCUCAGUUCCAGUCCCUCACAUUUAAUCGUGCAUAUGUCGAUAAUGCAAACACUGGCCGAAAACGGUCACAACAUCACCGUUGUCUCAACUUUAAAGCCGAAAAUCAAUCACCCGAAGAUACACAAUAUCGUUAUUGAGCCAACGGAAGCACGUCAAAAAGAGAUGGAUGAGGAAUUAUCCGUUUUGGGAGUGAAAAAGCAAAAUCCACUUGUGAUGAUGAUGAAAUUCUUUAGGGCUGAUAAUGCUAUGAUUACCUUGCAAUUGGAUGCCGUGAAGAGUGAAAAAUUCCAAUCAAUUUAUAACAACAAAUACGAUUUGGUUAUAAUGGGUUAUUUUAUAAAUAAUUUCCAAUUUAUCGUACCUGCCAAACUGAAAUGCCCGGUGAUAAUCAGUUGGACAGGGCCACCAAUGGAGAUGAUAAACGAUUUUGUUGGUGUACCACAUGAAGUAUCGUAUGUACCGUCUGUAUUUACCCCGCACAUAAAUGGCGAAGUAAUGAGUUUUGGGUUACGUCUCUUUAAUUUCGUAUCCAAUGGCUUAUUGCGCUUGGCUACCAACAUCAUGGAUAUUACCUUUGAGGGACUAUAUAAAGAAUUAGCAGCCGACGACCCGACGCUACGUACAUUUUCACAGAUGAAGCAAAACGUCUCAUUAAUUUUUUGCAACAGCCACUUCAGCGAGGGACCCAUACGACCGCUGGUACCAAAUUUGGUGGAAAUCGGUGGCAUACAAAUCAAGGAAAAGCCAACGCCUUUGCCUAAGAAUAUUGCUGACUUUUUGAAUGCUUCCAAAGGUAAUGGCGCAAUACUCUUUAGUUUGGGUUCAAACAUGAAAAGUACCAGCAUACAACCGAAGACAGUCAAUAUAAUUUACAAAGUACUCUCCUCAUUGCCACAAAAUGUGAUUUGGAAGUGGGAAAAUUUGGAUAACACACCGGGUAACGCAUCGAAUAUACUCUACCAGAAAUGGUUACCGCAAGAUGACAUACUCGCCCAUCCUAAUCUCAAACUGUUCAUCACGCAUGCCGGCAAGGGUGGCAUGGUGGAAGCUACGUAUCACAGUGUGCCUAUGGUUGCAAUGCCGGUAUUUGCUGAACAACCCACGAAUGCGGCAAAAAUUGUUUCUUCCGGUUAUGGCCUGCAAGUGGAUAUAAUAAAUUUGAAAGAAAAUGAGUUCAGAGACGCCAUAUUGGAAGUGCUUCAUAAUCCAGUGUAUCGGAAUAAUGUGCGUCGAUUUUCAGAACUAUAUCGAAAUCGUCCAAUGACAGCUAGAGAAAACGUUAAUUUUUGGGUGGAAUAUGUGUUACGUCAUCAAGGUGCUGCACAUAUGCAAAGUCCAUUAAUUCAUUUGAAUUUUGUGCAGUCCAAUAGUUUGGACGUUAUAUUAGCUAUUUUGCUAAUUCUCUACUUGCUGUGGAAGUUGAUGAAAUUUACUAUUAAGCUUUUAUGUAAAUUAAUCUAUUUAGCCAUAGGAACACUGAAGGCAAAAAGUUUGAACAAAUCGAAAAGGGAAUGACACAAUUGUGAAGUGUAUUUCAUAUAACUAAACUUAUAUAUGUUUUUUGGGCCUAUAUUCAGUCAUGGAUCUGAAAAGUUCUAGAAUAACUCAUUUGUUUUCAUUAAUAAAGGUUCCAAAUUGUUACAUUUAUACUCACACAAAAUGUUGCAAAGAGA
Zeugodacus cucurbitae (melon fly) is the source of this 1835-nucleotide messenger RNA. RefSeq names its product UDP-glycosyltransferase UGT5 (gene Ugt1). The transcript has 3 exons. Lineage: Eukaryota; Metazoa; Arthropoda; Insecta; Diptera; Tephritidae. Gene Ontology annotation, molecular function: UDP-glycosyltransferase activity. Bases 46 to 1677 code for a protein of 543 amino acids. The record is from RefSeq and is a predicted model, not a curated record.